Messenger RNA from Drosophila busckii, 1278 nucleotides. RefSeq names its product glutamate--cysteine ligase regulatory subunit (gene Gclm). The coding region runs from base 111 to 1007 and encodes 298 amino acids. The transcript has a single exon. NCBI's taxonomy places the organism in Eukaryota, Metazoa, Arthropoda, Insecta, Diptera, Drosophilidae. Gene Ontology annotation, molecular function: enzyme regulator activity; glutamate-cysteine ligase catalytic subunit binding. The record is from RefSeq and is a predicted model, not a curated record. Gene Ontology annotation, biological process: glutathione biosynthetic process. Gene Ontology annotation, cellular component: glutamate-cysteine ligase complex.
AUUGUCGGAGCAAAUUAGAAAAGCUGGUCGACAAGUGCGCGUGUCGCCCCAUUGAGCUAGCAAACACAUUUAUCACCCAGAGUAGUAAAACUAUCUAAAACCCCAAAGCGAUGAUACCCUCAAUAACGAAGAACUACCAGAACGUGGUAAUCAGCACUGGCAACAUAAUAAACAACGAGGUGGGACAACGCAAAUCCAACGAGGAGCUCUACGAUGGCCUCAAAAUAACGUUGCACAGUGACCCGAAUGCAGAGCGCGUGGUUGUCGAUAUAGAUGAGCUGCAUGGACGUGUGCUAUGCGCCACACAGGAGCUCAACAACAAGCUGACGGAGAAUGGUCGCAAUGAGAUUAGUAUUGGUGCUAAAAUAUUCCUCAACAAGAGCUCCAAGGAGUGCGUGCAGCAAGCUGUCGAUGCACUACUUAAUAUACUCAACGUAACACAUGUUGACAACGUUGUGCUCGCCUACCAUCCCAACGCUAGUGCGAGCGUUGCCAGCGCAACAUCAGCGGCCACAACACCAAUAAAAACACCCUGCUCUGAAAGUCCUAGUGGCAGCAGCGGCAACAGCGGCACAAGCACCAUCAGCUGGGGCAAACUUAACGGCGAGAAGGGCUUAGCCGAACUGAAGCUGCUCUACAAAACUCUGGAGGGCUAUGCGGCAAAGCACCAGAUCAAUCAGUUAGGCGUAGCCGAUCUGGAUGCCACAACGUUGGAGGCGCUAUACAAGUCAGCAAAAGUGCCACCCACAAUUGCGCAGGUAAACCUAAGCAAUUGCUGUGUGGUGCCAACUGAUUUGCAGGAGUUCUGCCGGGACCACGAGUUGGUGUUGAACACGCACAGUGAUCCCGAGCUGUUGCUGCCUGAGGAGCAGUUCGCUGGCCUGGCGCCUGGCUAUAAAAUUGAUUGGUCUCUACGCUACCAAGUCCACGUGCGCUGCCGUGGCGUGCUAACCGCCAAGGGCUACAUAGUGGGAGCCUCCAAGCCGGUAGGACUGGCCAAAAAUUGAGCAAACACACACACGUGUGUGUUUUUUUUUUUAAUGGCAUACCCGUAGUUCAAAGCUAAGGUGAAUUUUAUAGUAUGUACGUGCAUACUCAGUAUGUGUAUGUAUGUAUGCCUGCCUGUUUGUAUGUAUGUAUGUAGAACUGUACUUAUUUGUUUGUUAUACAAAACCGAGAUGAGAGCGGCAAAGGCGCAACAUUGGACGCGUGUACUCUUCAAUUGAUUUGAUUGUGAAUAGUUAACUGAAUUUUUGAAUAUAAAAUCGUUAUGAAACG